Zingiber officinale is the source of this 1955-nucleotide messenger RNA. Its product is annotated as internal alternative NAD(P)H-ubiquinone oxidoreductase A2, mitochondrial-like. The coding region runs from base 202 to 1707 and encodes 501 amino acids. The transcript is spliced from 9 exons. Gene Ontology annotation, molecular function: NADH dehydrogenase activity. Lineage: Eukaryota; Viridiplantae; Streptophyta; Magnoliopsida; Zingiberales; Zingiberaceae. The record is from RefSeq and is a predicted model, not a curated record.
CUUUCAGUUUUAGCUUUCAUACCUAUUUUCAAGCGUCAGAUCGUCUCGCCGCUUCGGUUCCUCCGGUGUCUGGCUGGUAGAGUGGUAGUGCUACAUCCCCGCCACCUUGCGGCGAAGGUGGUGCCACCGCCGCCGCCCCCUCCCUCGCCUCCUUUCAAAUCAAAUCCGAUCUUCUCCGUCCCCAAUUUGAUACGCUCGCUAAUGGCUUGGCUUCGAUCUCUCUCUCGCCUAUCCCGCUUCACUUCAUCUUUCUCCUCUGGGAUUCCGCCCGAUCGAUCCCCUUCCUCCUUCUCCGCCACCACUAGGUUUUCCGGAUUCUGCUCCGGUGCUUCCACCUCGAACGGCUAUGCUGGCCUUGGUCCUACGAGGCCCGGGCUGGACAAGCCGAGGUUGGUGGUGCUCGGAACCGGGUGGGCCGGAUGCCGGUUGAUGAAGGGCGUUGAUGCCCGCCUCUACGACAUCGUUUGUGUCUCCCCAAGGAACCACAUGGUCUUUACCCCGCUUCUCGCCUCAACUUGCGUCGGCACGCUCGAGUUCCGCUCCGUCGCUGAGCCCAUCGGCCGCAUCCAGCCCGCGAUCUCAACAGCCCCGGGUUCGUACUUCUUCCUUGCUCGCUGCACGGCUGUUGAUCCUCAUGCGCACACGGUACACUGUGAGGUUGUCAUGGAUCAAGAAGGUUUAGAAAAUGCUAAAGAACCAUGGAAGUUUAAGUUAUCAUAUGACAAAUUGAUUAUUGCGGCUGGAGCAGAGGCCUCAACUUUUGGUAUACAUGGUGUAAAAGAGCAUGCAAUCUUCCUGCGGGAAGUUCAUCAUGCCCAAGAGAUUCGUAGAAGACUUCUCCUCAAUUUAAUGCUCUCUGAUGUACCUGGCAUAUCAGAGGAUGAAAAAAAGAGACUAUUGCACUGUGUUGUAAUUGGAGGAGGCCCUACAGGUGUUGAGUUCAGUGGUGAACUAAGUGAUUUCAUCAUUAAAGAUGUCCAUGAACGCUAUUCACAUGUUAAAGACUACAUCCAUGUUACCCUGAUUGAGGCUAAUGAGAUAUUGUCAUCAUUUGAUGUUCGGCUCCGACAAUAUGCCACGAAGCAGUUAACUAAGUCAGGAGUUCGCCUUAUGCGUGGGAUUGUAAAAGAUGUUCGACCUGAAAAAGUUAUUCUUAAUGAUGGAACAGAAGUUCCAUAUGGGCUUCUUGUAUGGUCUACUGGUGUUGGCCCUUCUUCAUUCAUUCAAUCUUUAGAGCUCCCAAAGUCCCCUGGGGGAAGGAUUGGCGUUGAUGACUGGUUACGUGUUCCUUCUGUACAGGAUGUGUUUGCCAUAGGUGACUGUAGUGGGUUCCUUGAAAAUACAGGAAAACCAACACUACCAGCCUUGGCACAGGUAGCUGAAAGGCAGGGAAAAUAUCUAGCUAGCUUGUUGAACCAAAUUGCUAAAGCUGGUGGAGGCUAUGCAAAUGCUGCAGCUAAUAUACAAUUAGGUGAUCCUUUCGUCUAUAGGCAUCUAGGAAGCAUGGCAACUGUUGGAAGAUACAAAGCUCUUGUAGAUCUCAGGCAAAGCAAGGAGGCUAAGGGACUUUCUCUUACGGGAUUUAUUAGCUGGUUCAUCUGGCGAUCGGCAUAUUUGACUCGUGUAAUAAGUUGGAGGAAUAGAUUCUAUGUUGCAAUAAACUGGCUUACUACUUUCGUGUUUGGUCGUGAUAUAAGUCGCAUCUGAAGUGAAUAAUCCAGGUGCCAAAUGCUUCUCCGCGUAUCAUGGUAGAUAUAGACCACUCAAAGACAAUGGAAAAAUAAAAUUUAUCUUCUUUUAAUUCAUGCGUUCUUGCUUAUUCCUGCUGUGCUGGUUUGUAACGCAGUUACGCAGACAACAUGAAUAGUUAUGUGAUUAAAUGUAUUAUUGAUGUUAGAUAUUUAACAUACUUUUCAUUGGUUUCACUAGAAAUAUUUUUAGUCAAUAGAUAAAAA